Mustela erminea (ermine) is the source of this 3918-nucleotide messenger RNA. It is a transcript of the gene FER, whose product is annotated as FER tyrosine kinase. Gene Ontology annotation, molecular function: non-membrane spanning protein tyrosine kinase activity; ATP binding. The record is from RefSeq and is a predicted model, not a curated record. Bases 1723 to 3030 code for a protein of 435 amino acids. Gene Ontology annotation, biological process: peptidyl-tyrosine phosphorylation; Fc-epsilon receptor signaling pathway; chemotaxis. Lineage: Eukaryota; Metazoa; Chordata; Mammalia; Carnivora; Mustelidae. The transcript has 12 exons.
AUGAAAAUUGUGACUUUCAUAAUUGCUUAUUGGAGAUCUUCAAUUACUAGUGGAUAGUCUAGGAAACUCUGCUUUAUUAGUUCCCUAUAACAGUCAACCAAAGCAGUAGAGCUAAGUACAUUAGAGAGUUUAUUUACAUUCGCAACUAGAUAUAUCCAGAAAUUUAAACCAUAUCAUCAAGAAGUUGUCUGUCAUCAUUUCUUAGCUCUACCCUCUGUUGUAUUGCUCUGUUCUCAGGCAGCCAGUACCAAUAGUCCCAUAAUUUGGCAGCUUCUCUUGGAAGGGUGAGAAUGAGAUAAAUGCUUGGAACCUCACUGACUUCUUCCUAACAGGUCUCCUAGUUGGAUUUUAUUUGCUGAUAAUAAAAGUGCAAUAUUAUAAGCACCAAAUUACUAUCUUUAACAUUUUAUUUUUAAAAUUAAGUUCUAGGAUAUUUUUUUAGGUCCUACAGUUUCUGAUUCCAUUCUAAUAAGUAAAAUCUUGCCUGAGGCCUUGAAACUCCAAACAUUUCCAGUUAUUAGUUCUAGUAAUUCUAGUAACAGGAACUCUGAACAGAUAGUAGGAUUGUUGAUGUCUGUGCACUAUGAGAAUACUAAAAAGUCAAACCAUUCAGAGAACUUUUUAGAUGAAGUUGGAAACUUAAAACAUAGUUCAUACAAAACUGAAGUAUGUUCAUACUAGACCUUACAGUAACCUUCUAUGGUUCUCUGCCCCAAAUACAGAAACAGUAACAUUCGUCUUCCGUAUCCCUCAAAAACAAUCAACAAAAGAAAAGAAAAUCGAACCAAAAUUAUAAGAAUGAAGACUUUUUAGAUAUUUGGAGUUUAACUCUUUAAAUGAUCUUUUGAGGAGUAUAGGCUUAAACUCUGAAGGCCUUUUGUGGUAAUUGACUGCCUUAGAAUAUGGUAGUCAAAUAUAAGUCUGUAACUUUUGAUAAAUUAAUGGCAUUUUCUUUUGUCAUACUGAAGAUCCUUAACUUGUGUGUUUGUAUUUUCUUGGUUUAUGACUAACAGUCAAUAAAACGAUGACUGGCAGGUUACUCGUCAGUAAGAAUGCAAAUGAAUUUCUGUAGCCAGUUUGGAUAUGGAAAGUUACAAGAGACCAUAUGUAAGGGCUGAAAGUUAUCAUCUUAAAUACAGAAAGUUGUGGGUGUGAAUGGAAAGCAGAGAGAACUCUCUAGCACACUUCCCCCUCUCCCCCAAAGAGGCUGCAAAGCUUGGUGAGAUCUCCUUUAGUUCCUAAAGCUGGUGGAUUGACUUUGAAGCUUAGGCAAGAUACUGGAAUUUUGCCUGGGCUCAGAUUCCAUUCUUAGCUGAAGGAAAACUCCUGAAACAGCUCUCAGAAUGUUUGAAGCUGGUGGUGAACUGAUUCAGACUAAAGCUGCAACAAAGACCAGACCCAGCUUAUUACCUACAGUCCCAAUCUAGCAGCCUGACAGACAAAGUAGCACGUAUCCCUCUUUACAGAUUCUGUGUUCUUUUAUACAAACCAUUUGGCACACAAUCAAAAAUAUAUGACACACUAAAAAGAGAAAUGGAGAAAUAAGAAAUGUGACUUACAGCUAAGAAAAUAGACACAGGUGACCUAGUUAUUAGAAUUAUCAAUGUCUUUAAUAUAGCUGUUACAAGAAUGCUAAGGGAUCUAGUGGAAAAGAUUACAACAGGUAUGAAAGAUGGGAUAUUUCAACAGUGAUAUGGAUGCAUAAAAAAUGAAAUUCUGGAAAUGAAAAAUAUAAUAUCAAAACUAAGGAAUUCAUUAAAGGGGAUUGUUAAUAGUAGAUCAGUGACAUCUAUGGAAAGAAAGGAGAGGCUAUCCAAGUUUGAGUCUAUUCGUCAUUCAAUUGCUGGAAUAAUUAGGUCUCCAAAAUCUGCACUGGGCUCUUCAACAUUCUCUGAUACGAUCCCUAUAAGUGAGAAGCCCCUGGCAGAACAGGACUGGUACCAUGGAGCAAUUCCCAGAAUAGAAGCGCAAGAUCUAUUAAAACAACAAGGAGACUUCUUGGUGCGAGAGAGUCAUGGGAAACCUGGUGAAUAUGUCCUUUCUGUAUAUUCUGAUGGACAAAGGCGACACUUUAUCAUACAAUUUGUUGAUAAUCUAUAUCGAUUUGAAGGCACUGGUUUUUCAAACAUUCCUCAGCUUAUAGAUCAUCACUAUACAACAAAACAGGUCAUCACUAAGAAAUCAGGUGUAGUUCUGCUGAAUCCUAUUCCUAAGGAUAAGAAAUGGGUUCUCAAUCAUGAAGAUGUCACAUUGGGAGAAUUACUGGGCAAGGGAAAUUUUGGUGAAGUAUAUAAGGGCAUAUUAAAGGAUAAAACUGCUGUUGCUGUUAAAACAUGUAAAGAAGAUCUUCCUCAGGAACUGAAAAUUAAAUUUUUACAAGAAGCCAAAAUUCUCAAGCAAUAUGAUCAUCCCAAUAUUGUCAAACUUAUAGGCGUUUGCACACAAAGACAGCCUAUCUACAUCAUUAUGGAACUGGUUCCAGGAGGUGAUUUCCUGUCCUUUCUGAGAAAGAAGAAAGAUGAGAUAAAACUCAAACAAUUAGUGAAAUUUUCAUUAGAUGCUGCUUCUGGUAUGUCCUAUCUCGAGAGUAAAAACUGUAUACACAGGGAUCUUGCUGCAAGAAACUGCCUGGUAGGUGAAAAUAACAUUCUGAAAAUCAGUGACUUUGGAAUGUCUCGUCAAGAGGAUGGGGGAGUGUAUUCAUCUUCUGGCUUAAAGCAGAUUCCCAUUAAAUGGACAGCACCAGAAGCUCUUAAUUAUGGGAGAUACAGUUCUGAGAGUGACGUGUGGAGCUUCGGCAUCCUCCUCUGGGAGACAUUCAGCUUGGGGGUCUGUCCAUACCCUGGAAUGACAAAUCAACAAGCACGGGAGCAAGUGGAAAGAGGAUACCGAAUGUCAGCCCCUCAGCACUGCCCAGAGGACAUUUUCAAAAUUAUGAUGAAGUGCUGGGAUUAUAAACCUGAAAACCGCCCCAAGUUCAGUGAACUUCAGAAAGAACUCACUGUCAUCAAGAGGAAAAUCGCACAGUGACGGAACGGUGCAAACAGCUUCUGGGACCUGGUCCUCCAACAGAGUGACACUGUUCUCAUUAACAAUGAGUUUAUACUGCAUUACCUACAACAGUCUUCUAAGGUGAUUCUUGUUAUUAACUGUUUUUUUAAGUAUGUGCCACUGACAGAAAAAAAAGGCAAAGGCCAAUGUAUUCCAGAAACAGACACUCUUACCAAGGGCUUUAUUAGCUCACCACAGCAAUCCUGCCAUUUUAGGCCAUUGUAAAUAGAAAAGCACAGCCCCUCAGUGGGAGGGAUGAUCAGAUCUUUUACACACCAGGACCACUGAUGUUUCUCAAAGGUUUUCUACUUCAGGCACAGUUCCCAGGCUGCUCUCCUGUGCCUCAGACUGACUCCAUGGGUGCUAGAGCAGCACUGGUAAUGCCAUUGUCUGCAAGACACAUUCCAACCAAAAGUGACUUUUUGCUCUGCCAAGGCAAGAUUCUGUUUGUCAACAUCAUUUUCUAUUGGGAGCUAGUUGGACCACUUAGGGUCUUUCUCUUCUUUCUUGCCAGAAAGAAGUACAGUGUGAGAAGCAUCACACUCCUCUAUUAUUAGGAAGCUAGUUGUUUCCCUGGCCUCCUUGGUCUGGGCGUCAGACAGUGACGCAUGGAAUGUCCUCAAGAGCACGCUCUUAGGGUUGCAACAGCCGCUCUUGAAAAGAUGUUUUUGAGAGGUGUGUGUGGGAGAGGAGUCUUGAGAAAGGAACAGCUAGAGAAAGAGAAGGAGAAUAUAAAAUCUGCCUUCUUUUCAGAGUUUUUACAUACUCACACACCUUUUAUUUUAUGGUCUGAAAUCACAGGAAAAGUUCUAAGAAAUGUUUUCAGAAGUUCAUACUUAAAGCCUAAUGGCAGAAAAAAAAAAAAAA